AUGUCUCUCCAAACUUAUGUCCUUGAAGAUGAUCAAUGGGUAUCUCGUACGGUUUCUGCAGAUGAGCUCUUGAGAGAGAAUACCACUGCUCGUCGUAAGACGGGAAGACAAUCACUCUCAAAGCCACCCACCUACGGCUUGCUCACAAAAACGAUCAUCGAAAGUCCCAUAAUAAGAUGGGUACUGCCUGUGCAACUUCGAUCCGCUCGCUAUAAUGAUGUUGCGUUGAUAGGCGAUAAUUGUGUCCAGAUAUGCGAGCUUGGACCUGAUAGGCAGCUCAAAGAUGUCAUCAGAAAGAAAGACUUCGGGUCCCGAAUACGGAAUGCGGUAGUCAUGGGUUCACCUCAGUAUACUCGCAAAGCUAACGAAGGCAAUGAAGAUGGCACCCAUGUUAAGGUGGAGGACAGCGAUACUGAAAUGGCUGACAUGGGUGCCGCCAUUUCUGGAUUCCGGAGUAAAAACCCACGGCUCCCUCCUCAGCUACUGGUCCUUAUGCUUGAGCGGGGCGACUUGGUGUUUCUAUUUUUGCAGCAAGGUCCUGAUGGCCGUUGGGCCUUCGUUUCUUCGACUCACAGAGUGCCUGGAGAAAGACUCGUUUCUCCUGGGUGGCACAUGGCUAUUGACCCUUCCUCGAAUUUUCUGGUUAUCGGAUGUACGGAGAGCCUCUUCAUCGUCUACCAACUCGAGUCGAUGGAAAACCUACAACAUCAAUAUUUUAAAGGAAAUGCUUUGCAGCCAAUCAAAGACUGGGAAGCUCGACACGUCGUUGGUGUUAUACACAAGAUUGAGUUCCUCCACCCGAUCUAUGGGAACGAAAUACAGGUGAUCUUGAUGAUUAUCAUGGUCCAGCCUGAAGUUUCCAAGUUAACUGUGUACGAAUGGGACUGCACUGGCACGAAUGAUUGGAAGAAGAUAUUCCGCGAAGAAAAACCUGGUCACAGGCUUGACGACGAAUACAGAAUGCCGCUAUUGGUCGUGCCCCUUAAAGUCCGAAAUGCCUUCUUGAUCAUAACUGAGAGUAUCACGGCUACCUGUUCGGAUGUUUUAAGCGGACCGCCUACAUUUGUCAAGUUCGAACUAGCAAAUUGUGACAACACCCAACUACAUCACGGAAUGGGUGAUCCGCUGUGGACGGCAUGGACUAGACCCAUACGUCAUCCUCCAUAUCACUAUCGGAAAGAUGUCAUCUACCUGGCAAGAGAAGAUGGUCUCAUAAACUUCCUUGAAUGCGGCGAUGAAUCAGAAAUAGAGACAAGCGUCAGUAUGGGAUCCGUGGACUGCAACAUUGACACGGCCUUUGCAUCUCUCUUCCAUCUGUUUGGUGACAUUCUAGUUACUGGCGGAGACUCUGGUCCCGGAGCAGUUUGGAAUGUGCAAGCGAGACAAUCUCCACAGAGAAUUGGCUCAAUUCCGAAUUGGUCACCAACGGUUGAUUUUGCGGUGACAAUCGAGGGGACUCUCGAUGAGAGCAGUGAUGGCUCGAGCUCGGAUAUUGGGAAAAUGACCCUCUAUCAACCAGACAAAGUUUUUGCUUGUAGUGGCAGAGGCAUAACAGGGGCUAUUACGCAGUUUCGACACGGCAUCCAGGCGAGGAUCGGCUUGGAUCUUACGUAUUCGUCCUACGUCAAGCAGUGUUGGGCUAUAUCCAACUACGAUGGGGGUGUAGAAGAUUGCUUCUUUCUGCUCCUAGCACUCCCUAAUGGAUCUUCAGUUCUACAUCUAUCUCGAGAUCUCUCCGAGGCGUCUGAGAAAGACCAUGAUGCGACACCAUACGAUCUCACCUCGACAACACUAGCUGCGCAGGAUGCUGACGGUGUAGCCGUGCAAAUCACGACAAACUAUAUUACAGUUGUCAUGUCGCUAGGAUGUUCUCAGAAUUCGACAAGCGAGAUUCUACGAGACUACACUGCUGUCGUAGCAGAUGCGGCCAUCGAAGGUAAUAUGAUCGCUUUGGCAGUCUACUCUGGAUCGGAUUUCAAAAUCGCUUUGCUUAAAAUCGUCGAUCUCGAGGUUUCCUUCCAACGAGCCUUUGACGUUGAAGGCGAAGUCACUUGUCUUGCGAUAGGAAAGUUCGCAGGUGAUAUUGCCAUCCUUGCCGGUUUCUACCGAGACAAAGACCCAAUUAUAGCGAUAUAUCCUGCCGAAUCAGAGCAACAAGCUUCCGCAACACCCAUUACGAUAAGGUUGCUACCAAGUGCAAUAAGUCUGAGUCAUGAGUUGAUCACAGAUUCUACGGGUCCCUCUCCUUUUGGGGCCCUAACGAGUAUUGUAUAUCUUGGUGAACGAUCUAGCAAAGCUGUCGUUGUAGCGGGAACUAAAUUGGGGGAUGUACUUACAAUCGAACUGGAUCAAUCAAAGCCUGGAAGCUAUGGAAUAUACCGGGACAAAUUUAACGUAUCGCAAUCUCGAGUUUAUUCCGGCGCUGCAGCGGGAGACCCUAACUCGGUGUUGGUCUGUAGCGACACUGAACUCGCGAUGAUGUCGAGCUACGUAUCUCUCCGCGAGGGCCGAUUCGAGGAGAUAUAUCGCGUCUGGCCAACCGAUGGAGAUAGACCUAGCAUGGCUUCUCCUCCGAUCAAUUCUGUAGCGUCGCUACGUAAACAACUUCCUGAACUCGGGGAUUCGACUAUGGUGAUGAUUUCCGGCUCGCGAAUCAUGAUCACCGAGCUGCAACGCCAACCAAAACCUGUCCCUCGUUAUUUCCCUGUGUGGGGAACGCCAGUUAAGAUACUCUACUCUAAGAGGUUGGGGGCCCUUGUUACUGUCGUUUCGAAAGAUGGCUUACCUUCAUUGCAUUUUCUUGACCCCGAGACAGGCCAAGAUCUAUCACAACCCCUCGAGAGGAAGAAACCAGGCGAGGCUUAUACCUACCAUGACGUAGACUAUAUAACAGGCCUGGGGAACAUAGAAACAAGAGCCGUUUCUCUCGCAACUUGGACGUAUAGAGAUGGAAAUGUUCGUGGGGACUGGAUUGUUCUCGCCAUGCGGAGGAGAGAAAAUGAAGGCCUCCUCUUGAUAAUAUCAGCCGAACGUGACAAACCAACCGAGACUAAUGCGUUUCGACCGGUCCGAUUUUGGACCAAAUUUGAUCGGAAGAUAAAGGAUGGUCCUAUAUGGUCCAUCGCAACGGACGACUACGGUGUCUUUCUGUGCGUCGGAUAUACCAUUCAAUACCACCAAAUCGAAGGCGGCAGGUUUAAGGUGACGAGGUCGCACGAACUACCAUCCCCAGCCUCGUGGAUGGAAGUGGUAAAUGGGCAUCUGCACGCUCUUACUACACACCACUCUCUAGUAAUCCUUGACUAUAAGCGAGAGCUUCCCGUGGAAGGUGAAACGAUGGUUCAGCUGCACACAGAUGAAGUUUGUCGAAACAGCUUGCAUGCCAUUGAGCUAGGCACAUAUGCUGUCCCUAUAACUUUGUUGUCAGAUCCGAUGUGCGGUGUACAUGGGUUAUGGGCUCCUGACGAAGAAGAGAGACCAUUAAGCCUAGUAUUCCAAGCUGAGCUUCAAGCAUCAAUCAGGCGGUUUGCUCGAGGAUAUACCAGAGCUGCAUGGGGAUCGGUUAAGAACCGACCACGCUAUGGUUGCGUCAUAACCGGAUUACCUGGGUCGGAUAUCAUAGGUCUUACCAUUGAUGGAUCUCUUCAGCAUUUCUCGCUCUUGAAUGAGGAUGCCUGGAGAUUCCUCAGAUUCAUACAAAACCUGGCUAUGUCAUUCCCAGCAAUUCGCCCACAAACCCCGUUGAAAGACUCGUCUGGCUUAGCCCUCCUCGAGCCUGAUAUAGAACCCGAUAUAUAUCCGAAAUCAAACACCCAUGUUGACGGAGAUAUUCUGCGGAUAUGUCUUGAUAGACAUGCGUUAGAGGGGCUCGUUUUGAGCCCAAAAUAUCUGCAGCGGUUCCGAGAACUUCUUAAGCCUCUAGAUGAGGACGGGUAUCUCUCAUCUGAAGGGCUCAGCAGCGAUGAAUCGUACUUCGAAUUAGCUUAUAGUAUUCUCAAGUACUAUCUUUCGCCUGUACUUUCAUGA
Annulohypoxylon truncatum is the source of this 4026-nucleotide messenger RNA. RefSeq lists its product as uncharacterized. The transcript has 5 exons. Gene Ontology annotation, cellular component: U2 snRNP; nucleus. Gene Ontology annotation, biological process: mRNA splicing, via spliceosome. The record is from RefSeq and is a predicted model, not a curated record. NCBI's taxonomy places the organism in Eukaryota, Fungi, Ascomycota, Sordariomycetes, Xylariales, Hypoxylaceae. Gene Ontology annotation, molecular function: U2 snRNA binding; protein binding. The coding region runs from base 1 to 4026 and encodes 1341 amino acids.